AAUGAGCUCGAGUCGCAGUAGCACCCAAAGCAGUAGACGUAGCUUGAGCGAGUUCUAUUUCUACAGCCAGGACAGAAUCCACCUGGUAAGGAUAGCUGUGGUCACCAUCAUGGGAUUUGUCACGUUGCUGGUGGUUUCCCUUCUGCUUCACGAAGCGGUGCUGGGCGACCAGAGGGUGGUGAAUUCUCAGACAAAGCACCAUCUCAUUGAUAAGCACAAAGUGGAAAAGGCGAUUCGGGGAAUGGCGCCGUUCAACAAAGAGUUGGCGAAAAGUGAAAACGCGACGUCAACAGAGUCACCAACGCCGAUUCCGCCGCCAGUAAUGCGAUAUAUGAUGCGAGACCCCGAGUAUUUCAAAAAGAUGAGGGACGGCUACUGGAAAAGAAGGAAAUCUUAUAUGUCCUCGCACAAAAGGAACGGAGACUCGGAUCAAAUGCCUUUCAGGCUCAACGUUCUAUCCCAGGAUUCCUAUGACCCGUACGUGUUUGGCGAGGAUGAACACAAAGCGAAAAAGAAAAAAUACCACUACCCGCAAGACUCGAAAAGCAUCCAGGACAUCAUUCACUUUUUAACGGAAGGCAAACGGGGUCGCUCGAACACGCACGGCCUGCGCUUCAUAGGCAAAGUGAAAAACUUGGACAUGAAGGACCCGUUCAGCAUGUUCCCAGGGGAAACUAGGCAAGAGUCGAACAUCGUUUCGACCAACCCAUUGGAGGAUUUUCGAAUGGCCGGAGACCCAAAAGAAGUUAAUAACGUUCUUUUGGGCUUUGGAAAAUCAAAGCAAAAGACGUUGGACUCGCUCGGAAAACCAAAGACCGUGAGUCUGAUGCUCGACAUCCACCCAAUGGGCCGCGACGAAACGUCCUCUCCGUCGCGGGAGCGGCCACGGCGACCGCCGAAACGGAGAUACCGCGGAAAACCUCGACCUCAAAAUUACCACAGUGACAGCAACUCGCAGAACAGGGAUGAAAUUCUGCACGGUCGACCGAGCCACCACAACGAGGUUUACCGGCCCUCCUCCUACCGGGGCGCAGACCACGACCGACCAAUUUCCGAUGGGAGCAAACCCCACCAAAUCAUGCUGCAUCUCAACUUCUUCCCGAGCCGAAAACAGGGCGACGUCAAUCUCAACCCGAGCAAGCCGGCGCCUCUAUCCGAUUUGGCGCCGUCGCCGAGAGAUGAAACGGUGCUCAAUUUCAAAGGCGACAAAGCUUUUAAAUCUGAUCCCAUCCCCGACAUUCUCAACGACCCCAACAUCCACAUCUUCAACCGUCACCGGUACGGCUCGGCCACGGCCUCCAAAGCCAAAGGCCAGUCCGUAAUUAGCAACGCUUUGCUCGAAGGCCAAUCAGUGUUCAGCAACCACCGGCCUGGCCAUAACGAGUUGAAACCGCAGCCCCAUCAGAGCUCACACUUCGACCACCCCACCUACCCUUUAACUCUUGAUGAUGACGAGUUGGACGAACCGGAGCCCAGGGACGCCGUUUUGCAAUUGUGAGGCAGUGAAAAUUGCAAUUAGAAUACUUUGUCUCGCGAGGAACGUGCGAAUGAAAGCGUCAUUUAAUGCGAGUCCUUUUAGUAAAAACUGACACUAAACCUUCUACUGCGUGUGUGGCUGUGCGAAAGUAGUUCAACGCUAAUUUCGCUCCGGCCCGAUAACUUUAUGGAUCUGACAACGCACUAAUGAUCUCCACGCUCGUUUUUGCAUUGCGCCUCUAAAAGGAAUCUCGUGUCGCGUUCUUCUCUAAAUUUAGUGUUAAAUUUAUGCGUGGAAAGUGUCGAGAGUGGAAAGUUGAGAAACGAAAUUGGCGUUUAUUUUGGUAUUGAGCGAAUUUUCGUUAUUUAUUUUUCGUUCACGAUCAGUAAUCUCCAUUGAUACAUAACAUCGCGAAUGACAGUAGGUUAAUAAUUUAUUUCAAUAUAAUAUAAUUAUUUC
This is a messenger RNA of Neocloeon triangulifer, 1936 nucleotides long. RefSeq lists its product as uncharacterized. The record is from RefSeq and is a predicted model, not a curated record. The coding region runs from base 2 to 1498 and encodes 498 amino acids. The transcript has 6 exons. NCBI's taxonomy places the organism in Eukaryota, Metazoa, Arthropoda, Insecta, Ephemeroptera, Baetidae.